GGGACAAGUAUAAAUUCAACCCAACCCCCUUCCACUCUUCACCUGCCCCUAACCUUAAACCCCCAUUUCCCUCCAAGUUUCCAUUUCUCUUCCAUUCCCAUUCUUCACCUUUCGAUGGCGGCAAUUCACAACCUCGCGGUAAUCCUCAAGAACCCGCUUAACCACGCGGAAUUUCUCCUCGUCAAACAGACGCGCCCGAAUAGAUUUGGCGACGAAGAGUACGAUUCCUUCGUGGAUUCCGAGCUCUGGGACCUCCCCUCCACCCGGCUGAACCUUUUGGAGGGAGAAUCCGAGUCCCAGAUUGUCGUGGUGGGCGCCGAGUCGUGUUCGGAGAAGAUCAAUCUGAGGAAACUUGAUAUCGAUUCUGCUCUGGACCGGGUAUUGGAUCAAGUGGGGCUUGCGGCAACUGAUGGGGGAGAAUGGAAAUUCUGGAAGUAUGUGGAGGAACCUGAAUUUGGACCAGGUUUUCCGGUUCAUAAUGUGUUUAUUACAGGACAAUUGGUGGCUGGGAAAAAUCUACAAGAGUUGUGCAAGUGGAUGUCAGUUGAAACAUGUCUGAGCUGGCUUCUGGAAGUGAAACCAAGUAGCAAUCGCAUGGGACCUCUGGUAGUUGUUGGUCUGAUAAAUGAUUCGAUGCAGCCUGCAGAUCAGAUAGUCCCACCCAUCUUACGGUAUCAGGAGUACCCUCCUGGUGUUAAAGUUAUACCUAUUGGAAGUAAGACAGCAAAGCCUUUUCAUACAACAAACUUGAUCGUAUUUGCCCCUGAAAAUGUUUCAAAUGAAAAUGAGAAAAAUAGUUUUGUUGCUAGUGGGGAUGCAUUGAUAGUGGAUCCAGGAUGCCGGUCUGAAUUCCAUAAAGAGCUCCAAAAAAUAGUUGCUGCUUUGCCACGAAAGAUCAUUGUCUUUGUUACCCAUCACCAUCGGGAUCAUGUAGAAGGUCUUUCAAUCAUCCAAAAGUGCAAUCCUGACGCGACACUAUUAACACAUGAAAAUACAAUGCGACGCAUUGGAAAAGGUGACUGGUCCCUUGGCUAUACCUCAGUUUCUGGAGCAGAAGACAUUUGCAUUGGUGGUCAACGAUUAAGAGUCAUUUUUGCACCGGGACAUACAGAUGGCCACAUGGCACUGCUUCAUGUGAGUACCAACUCAUUGAUUGUCGGUGAUCAUUGCGUUGGUCAAGGAAGUUCUCUCUUGGACUUUCGUUCUGGUGGAAAUAUGAGUCAAUACUUCCAGACAACUUACAAAUUUUUGGAGCUUUCCCCUCAUGCUUUGAUUCCUAUGCACGGGAGAGUUAACCUUUGGCCAAAGCACAUGCUUUGUGGAUAUCUCAAGAACCGCAGAAGUAGAGAAACUUCCAUCUUGAAAGCGAUUGAAAAUGGAGCAGAAACAUUGUUUGACAUAGUUUCAGAUGUAUACUCUGACGUUGAUCGCAGUGCAUGGAUUGCUGCUGCAUCAAAUGUGAGGCUUCAUGUGGAUUAUCUGGCCCAGCAAGAUAAGUUACCAGAGGGCUUCUCUUUAGAAACUUUUGAUGGAAGUUUUUCUUCAUUUGCGGAGAAAGUGGGUAAAUUGGAACCCAAGUGAGGAUAGCUUCUUAUGGCCCACUCAUCAACUACCUUGUCUUAGGCAUUUUCUGUCCAGAAGUUCCACAAAACUUGGCCGUGGUUCCUUUCCGGAUGGGUCUGGGAAUAUAUUAGUUAUGGUUUCCGGCUAAAUUAUCAGAAGUUAAGGACAUGGACAUUACUUAUUUCUGGUAUCGUUGCUAUAUUUGCUGUGUUGUACUCGGUUAACAAAUUUAAUUCCAAAUGAGACCAGAAGGUCAGACAAUUUGGAACUCCA
Carya illinoinensis is the source of this 1836-nucleotide messenger RNA. RefSeq lists its product as uncharacterized. NCBI's taxonomy places the organism in Eukaryota, Viridiplantae, Streptophyta, Magnoliopsida, Fagales, Juglandaceae. The record is from RefSeq and is a predicted model, not a curated record. The coding region runs from base 115 to 1581 and encodes 488 amino acids. Gene Ontology annotation, cellular component: plastid. The transcript has 13 exons.